Messenger RNA from Cuscuta europaea, 1057 nucleotides. The record is from the annotation of a GenBank genome assembly. NCBI's taxonomy places the organism in Eukaryota, Viridiplantae, Streptophyta, Magnoliopsida, Solanales, Convolvulaceae.
UCCUGGAGGAACCGAGUCUCUUCCCUGUUGCUGCCGCUGAUUUUGUCCUUCCGGUAAGCGCAUUUGAUUUAUAUUGAUGACCUUUAUUUACUUGCGGAUUUAUAUUAGUUAGGUAUAGAGAGGUGUUGAAUCAUUUUUUUUGUUCAGUAGCUGUAUAGUAUCACUUGGAUCAUCUCCUCCGUCUUUAUCUCAAUGAUCGAUUUGCAUUCUAUCUGAUCUAUUUAAUAAUUAUUUCCGAUGAACACGCGCGUACUGGUAGCUAGUUUCUUGUAUCAUCUUCGAUCUUUGUGUCGCAACCAAUAUUGAUGAGUUGAAUGUCUCGGCAUUCUAGCUAGCUUGUUCGUUACUGAUUCUGAUCUUAAGCUAUAUAAGGAAAGGAAAUCACGCAUGCAUAUCUACCUUUUUGUUUCGAAAGAGAUUUAUUUCGGUUAGAUAUUGCAGAUCGGGGAAGUUUGUGAAUGGAUAGUGACAAAUUGAAUUCAGGGAUCGGAGUAUGUAGUAAAAACGAUAUCAGAUGGGUUUGCUCACUCAACGACUCUGAACUUGAUUUCGUAAUUAGUUUGAAAGUGAUGCUUCUGAGACGACCAAAACAAAUGGCUUCCAACAAUUUUGAUUUUAAGUUUCUCCGCGCUCUCAGUUUUAUUAUAAUGAAUAAACUUAAAGGACAUCUUGAAGUGAUGCCAGCUGGUUCUAUUGGGUCUUUGGAUAAUUGUAAAUUGCUAAAGUUUGAUAAUGACACUAGUUUCAAAAACUUAAGCAUUCAAGAGUUGGAGACGUAUAUUUGCACCGAAAAGAGGAAAAGACUGCUCUCCAAGUUGUUGGAAGACAUGCCUCCCGGCCAGAAGCCGAGAACCGCGAGCUAUAUGUAAUGGAACUGAUACACCCACCAUGUUAUUACUACGUAUAUCCAAAAUGGUGAAAGUCAUUACUGUGAUUAUACGCUUGUUUGGCAAACCACCUAUUAAGGCUUUUUUGAUGGCCGGAUUGAUCAUGUCAAACGGCUUAUGUAUUCGGUGUACUAUACUUCUAUUGCUUAAUGGACAAACUCUUAGAAAAA